This is a messenger RNA of Heteronotia binoei (common prickly gecko), 3101 nucleotides long. RefSeq names its product zinc finger protein 14-like. The transcript is spliced from 6 exons. Gene Ontology annotation, molecular function: RNA polymerase II cis-regulatory region sequence-specific DNA binding; DNA-binding transcription factor activity, RNA polymerase II-specific. Gene Ontology annotation, cellular component: nucleus. Bases 204 to 2858 code for a protein of 884 amino acids. Gene Ontology annotation, biological process: regulation of transcription by RNA polymerase II. The record is from RefSeq and is a predicted model, not a curated record. NCBI's taxonomy places the organism in Eukaryota, Metazoa, Chordata, Lepidosauria, Squamata, Gekkonidae.
GGCUUUUCCUGCGGGAGGAGGAGCAGGAGGAGGGGUUUGCUUUUGCAGAGGACUGGGAGGUUUGUAGAAAAGCAAGAGCAAGACGAAGCCAGGCAGCCGGAUGCCCGGGAAGGUUCCCUUAAGAAAGAGAAGCCUCUCUUCACAGCCAAGGGAAUAAAGGUGUCUUUUCACAGGUGGUGGAGACUCAGUGGAAGGGGCAGGAGAUGGAAGAGCAGGACCCAGGAGGACCUGGAACUGGCAAGACAGCAAGCAAAGACCCCCUUCUCCUCCACAGUGGGAGUGGUGUUGCAUUCUGGGAAAGAGCUGUGCCAGAGAUCCUGGCUAAGGACGCCAUGGCCUCGGAUGUACAUUGCCAACUCUUUCAGCAAUUCCGCUACCAUGAGGCCAACAGGCCCCGAGAGGUUUGCAGCCAGCUCCAUGGACUCUGCAACCAGUGGCUGAAGCCGGAGAGGCACACCAAGAAGCAGAUCCUGGACCUGGUGAUCCUGGAGCAGUUCCUGAGCAUCCUGCCCCAGGAAAUGCAGUGCUGGGUCAGAGGAUGUGGGCCGGAGACCAGUUCCCAGGCAGUGGCCCUGGCCGAAGGUUUUCUCCUGAGUCAGGCAGAGGAGAAGAGGCAGGCAGAACAGAUGUGGGGGCCAUCCCUGAAGGUAGAAGCAACAUUCCCUGAGGCAGAAGGAGCUUCCUUGGAGCAAGAGGAGAGAGCACAAAAACCUGCUCAAGAUGUCCUCUCCUUUGACAGUGGAAAGAUGCUGUUGAGUCGUCAUCUUUUCAGAGGCGUGGAAACAGCUGCUGCACCUCUAGUCCAGUGCCCCUUUUCCUUUGAGGAGGUGGCUGUGUAUUUCACCGUGGCAGAGUGGGCCCUGUUGGAUCCCGCUCAAAGAGCUCUCUACCAGGAAGUCAUGCUGGAGAACUAUGGGAACGUGGCCUCUCUAGAGGACAAUCAGAGUUAUGAGGGCAAGGAACUUCAUCUGCAAUUACCGGAUAAAUUUAAUGAUGAGGAUUUGAAAAGAAAUUUCAGGAAUCAAGGCAGACCUAAGGGAGAGAAAGUCAGUCAUUUGGUUGAUAAGAGAGAUGGAAGAAUGCAUAAUGCACAUUAUCCAAAGGAAAAUACAAUAAAAACAAGUAGAUCGCAGCUUCUUGUGAACCAAAGUAUACAAGAAGGAGAGAAACCUUUUGAAUGCUUGGAGUGUGGAAAGAAAUUCAGUCAGAAUGGCAAUCUUCAAGUGCAUAAAAGAACUCACACAGGGGAGAAACCAUUUGAAUGCUCAGAGUGUGGGAAAAGAUUCAAAUACAGUAACAGUCUUCAGUAUCAUAAAAGAACCCACACGGGGGAGAAACGGUUUGAAUGCUCAGAGUGUGGAAAGAGAUACACUCAUAGUAGCAGUCUUAAAGUGCAUCAGAGAACCCACACAGGGGAGAAACCGUUUGAAUGCUUAGAUUGUGGAAAGAGAUUCAGUAGGAGUUGCUAUCUUCAAUAUCAUCAAAGAACCCACACAGGGGACAAACCUUUUGAAUGCUCAGAGUGUGGAAAGAGAUUCAGUAUGAGUCGCUAUCUUCAUUGUCAUCAAAAAACUCACACAGGGGACAAACCUUUUGAAUGCUCGGAGUGUGGGAAGAGAUUCAGUCAAAGUGGCAACCUUCAAGAGCAUAAAAGAAAUCACACAGGGGAGAAACCGUUUGAAUGCUCAGAGUGUGGAAAGAGAUUCAGUACACGUACUCAUCUUCAAGUGCAUCAAAGAAAUCACACAGGAGAGAAACCGUUUGAAUGCUCAGAGUGUGGAAAAAGAUUCAGUACGCGUAGCCAUCUUCAAGUGCAUCAAAGAAAUCACACAGGGGAGAAACCGUUUGAAUGCUCAGAGUGUGGAAAGAGAUUCAGUACACGUAGCCAUCUUCAGUAUCAUCAAAGAACCCACACAGGUGACAAACCUUUUGAGUGUUCAGAAUGUGGGAAGAGAUUCAGUCAAAGUAGCCAUCUUCAAGACCAUAAAAGAACCCACACAAAUGAGGAACCCUUUGAAUGCUCUCAGUGUGGAAAGAAAUUCCGUUAUAGUAGCAAUCUUCAGCUGCAUAUAAGAAUCCACACAGGGGAGAAACCUUUUGAAUGUUCAGAUUGUGGAAAGAAAUUCAGUAUGAGCUCCUAUCUUCAGCUGCAUAAAAGAACCCACACAGGGGAGAAACCAUUUGAAUGCUCAGAUUGUGGAAAGAAAUUCAGUACGAGCUCCUAUCUUCAGCUGCAUAAAAGAACCCACACAGGGGAGAAACCUUUUGAAUGCUCAGAGUGUGGAAAGAGAUUCAAUCGGAGUAGCCAUCUUCAUGAGCAUAAGACAACCCACAGAAAGGAGAAACAUUUUGAAUGCUCAGAAUGUGGAAAGAAAUUCAUUACGAGUCGUUAUCUUCAGCGGCAUAAAAGAUCCCACACAGGGGAGAAACUGUUUGAACGCUCAGAGUGUAGAAAGGGAUUCAAUCGGAGCGGCAGUCUUCAUUGGCAUAAAAGGACCAACACAGGGGAGAAGCCUUUUGAAUGCUCAGACUGUGGAAAGAGAUUCGGUCACAGUAGCCAUCUUCGAGACCAUAAAAGAAUCCACACAGGGGAGAAACCUUUUGAAUGUUCACAGUGUGGAAAGAGAUUCAAUCAGAGUAGCCAUCUUAAUGGGCAUAAAAAAACCCACACAAGACAGAAAUCUUUUGAAUGCUCAUGGUGUGGAAAGAGAUUUAUUAUGAGACGCUAUCUCCACCUGCAUAAGAGAACCCACACAGGGGAGAAACCGUUCAAAUGCUCAGAGUGUGGAAAGGGAUUCAUUCGGAGUGGCAAUCUUCAAAAGCAUCAAAAAAUCCACACAGAGGAGAAACCAAUUUAAAUGCUCAGUUUGGAAAGAGAUUCAGUAAGAGUGGUUAUCUCCAAUACCAUCAAAGAACCAACUGAGGGGACAAAGCAUUUGAAUGUUUAGAGUGUGGGAAGAGACUGAGAUGUAGCAUUUUCAAAAAUAUCCAGUGACCCAUGCAAGGAGAAACCAUGUUACCACAUAACCUGUGAAAUUAGCACUUCUCUUAUUUCACAGCUGAAAGAACACAGACCACAUAAAGCAUGAAAAUGAUAUAAA